This is a messenger RNA of Caenorhabditis angaria, 840 nucleotides long. NCBI's taxonomy places the organism in Eukaryota, Metazoa, Nematoda, Chromadorea, Rhabditida, Rhabditidae. The record is from the annotation of a GenBank genome assembly.
AUGCCGUCGAAAGGUUGGUUUUUGAAAGAAUACGUUUCGCGCACAAUUUUUAGAACUUUUUUUCAAAAAGAGCUCUAGGCAUUUUCAUCAAUAAUUUUGAACUCAAACUGAGAAAUAAGCCUGACAUGAUGCUUUUUUCGCUUCUCAAUUUUUUCAACGUUGCAGAUAUUUUAUCGAUAAUUCUGUUCAUCAGUGUCAUCAGUUUUCAAUUUAUUCAAGCCGCUGAAGUGGUUUGUGAUGGACAUGAGUUGAGUGCUGAUAAAGAUGAAGAACUCGAAAAUCUCACCGAGAAAAAAUGCACCGUCGUCAAAGGAAAUAUUAUUCUUCGAAACUUGAAAAAACCCGUCAAAAGCACAUGUUUUUUGACGGUUCGUCAAUUGGAGGGAAGCUUGAUUAUUGAGAACACUGAAAAUCUUCACAAUUGGGUCAAUCUUCAAAACUUGGCAAUUAUUAAUUCGGGAAAUGAGCCGGCUUUGAUUAUCAAAAAUAAUAUCAAUCUGAACUUGGGAAUUGGCGCAAAAUUGCGAUCUGUUGAAAGCCAAAAUAAAUAUACUUAUAUUAUCUUGAAUAAUCAAAAUGCUCCAAUCGAUAUCAAUACAUAUAAUAUUCUUCAUUAUGCCACAACUACUAGAGCUGCUUUUUUGAUUGAUUCGUUCAUUCAAGUUGAACAAUGCCGUAAAGAAUGUAAGAAUUUUUGUUUAAUUUUUUUGUUUGUGACUAAAUUUUAUUUUUACAGUAUUCAAAUGGGUUUCAAUUGUCUUGGCUGGUGUUGUCGCAUUCGUUAGUGGAGGUUUGAUUAUUAUCGCGUGUUAUGGAAGAGAAGUUCCCCAAAAACUUUGA